Molecule: messenger RNA, 1193 nt
Organism: Hypoxylon trugodes
Lineage: Eukaryota; Fungi; Ascomycota; Sordariomycetes; Xylariales; Hypoxylaceae
Exons: 2
Coding region: 384-1043 (219 amino acids)
Source: RefSeq, a predicted model, not a curated record
GACGUGGCACGAUCUACGUGGGGAAACGGGGAAACCCUGCCCAUCAUCCUACAUUCCGCGGCAGCCAACCCUUCGGACUUGAUGGGCUGAUCGAGGACAGCGUUCUUGUAACACCAUAGAUGCCGUUAAUCAGGUAACCAGUUCUACACAAUAGAAUAUAUCCACAUAAUUAUCUAAGGUGGCAGGAUGGUGUGUGUGGGUGUACGUAGAACGGUAUUAGAGACGAUUACCCACAAGUCGACGAUCAAAAGCAACAUUCAUUCGGCACAAUUUCUACAUUAAGUAAACAAAGUAAGGGUGAGUGUAUCCUGAUCCAUGUAGAUAGGUAGGUAACUGCAUUGGUCGUCCACAUAUGUAGGUAGGUAUCUAUCUAUAGAAUCGAAAUGACAAACUCCACCGCGUGUUGGCCUUCCACCAGUCAUACCCCAAAUAAGGGCGGUCUUCUACCACCAAAGGGAUCACAUAGGGCGGAUCGACCGUCCCUUGUCCUCCUUACGCCAACCCUCCAGCAGGUGGCGGUCGUAAUAGUCGUAGAUAGGUCAGACCUCCCGAUUAAGGUACAAACAAAUUCCCGGCGUAGAAAUCCACUAUCCAAUCGAAAUAACUCCGUGCCGAAGGCGAAGAGGGUCGGCAAAGUCACCUCCUUUGCUCGCCAAAAAAAGGACACCAACGUCCCGCUGCCAACAGAAGUGCGAACUUCAUUUGCCGAGCAGAUUAGAUUUUCUAUCAGUCAAACUCUUACGCCAUGCCAAUGCAAAUGGCUUAGGCGUCAGAGCGCGCAAAAGGGUAUCGCACAGCAGCAUGGCACGGCCAAUCCCUGUGUAGAAGAAAUGAAGACAAAAAUAGAACACCCAAUCCCCCAUAUUCCCCCAAUGGGGAUUUGGAGGGGAUCGGAGUUCGUGAGAUUAGAACGUAAGCCGGACACGCGCUUAACCAUCCACACACAGCCACCUAGACAUCCUUCGACUAUCCAAACAAGUAGUCCGAAAACCCGACAAUCAUUCAUUCAUCUUCUCGUCCACUCAUAUCUUCGUAUACAAUGAUGAAGAUCCACCGACCACGGGAGAAUCCGACACACUAAGAGAACAUGCUGUAGCGUUCCCAUCCCGCGAACCUUUUCAAGAUCCAUUUUGGGGUAUCCGUGAUUUUUCGAAUUUUCCUGGACAACGAAGCAUCGAUUCCACCACCAAAAU